GAUGAUGGCGCCAUCGCCGCCCUGCUGCUGCGAUGUCCUCUCGCGCCUCUCAGUGAGCGCAUUUCGCUCGGAUUAUUCUAUGGAGGAGCCGCCGAUCGAUCACGAGGUGAGAAUGCCGCAGUUUCCAGGAGCGAGGAGGUUCGUGGACACAGGGCAGCAGUGUGCAACGGGAAAGAUUGCUAGAAAUUCGUCCCGGCGGCCGCAAAAGCCACCGGGAAGGAAAGAGUGGGAGAGUCAGACAGGGAAAAACUCUCCCAGAGCGAGAAAACAGCACAGUGCUCACGUUUCUUCGAUUCUCGCGGCUCUAGCAGAGAGAAAUUCCUCCGUCUCCUUGGUGCUGGAUCGAGCCGGCAGGCUGGAGAGUCGAGAGCUAUCGAGAAUUCUCAGCGAGCAGCGUGACUGGAGGAAGGCGAUCGAGGUUUUCAGCUGGUUCCAGCGGCAAGACAACUACGAGGCCAACGUCUUUCUCUACAACAUCUUGCUUAGAACACUGGGCAGGGCCGCGAAGUGGGAGCUUCUCCAAAAGUACUGGAGUGAAAUGCUUGGCGAGCGAGUCCCCCCGACGAUCUUCACGUACAGCAUCUUGGUGGACGUUCACGGACGAGCAGGCAUGAAAGACGAGGCCAUUCGUUUCUACCGGCAUAUGAUCGAGAGUGGAGUGGAGCCGGACGAAGUCAUGGUGAGCACUUAUAUGAAUCUCCAGCGAAGAUUUGGAGACUUGGAAGAGGCCGAGAAGGCGUUCUGGGGGCUCUUCUCGGAGAACUUAGUGGAUGGCACCACGAAGAGGCCUGAGAAUCCAGAGACUUUCAACACCAUGAUAAGUUUCUACGGCGAGCACGCGAAGUUUGCCGAGGCGUCCAAGGUUUUCGCGGAGAUGAUGAAGGCCGGGGUGGAGCUCACUACUGUUACUUUCAACGCGAUGAUCCACGUCUAUGGGAAAGCUGGCCGGACCAGAGAAGCCGAGCUGCUAGUGACCAAGAUGAAGCAGCGGAAGGAUUGCUGCCCGGACGUCGCGACUUACAACUCCCUGAUCGAGAUGUACGUGAAGAACGACAAGCUGGAGCUUGUUUCCGGGUGCCUGGAGAGAAUGCGCGACUCUGGAGUGUCCCCGGAUCAAGUGACUUUCAGGACGCUUAUCAGUGCCUACGCUGCAAACAACGUCGUCUGGAAGGCCGAGGCUCUUGUCCAAGAGAUGGAAGGCUCCGGGUUUUUCAUAGACCAGGCGAUGUACACCGUGAUGAUCGCCAUGUAUGUCCGAGCUCGAGACGUCUCGAAGGCCGAGUCGGUGUUUCGUUUCCUCCAUUCUCGGGGAGGAUUGGAAGUCAGCACCUAUGUCGGGGUGAUGGACGUUUACGCCGAGCACAAGUGCCUGGACCAAGCACGGGAAGUUUUCGAGCUCGCCAAGAACGCGGGCUUGAAGACUCCAUCGCUAUACAACGUGAUGAUGAAAGCUUACGGCGCUUGCGACCGGUUUACCGACGCUGUGACCGUUUUCGAAGCUAUGGAGAAAGAUGGAGCGAGUCCCAACGAAGCGUCUUUCAACUCACUGAUACAGCUCCUCUGCAAAGGGAGACUUUUGGAGAUCUUGCAAAGAGUUUUGGUGCUCGUGAAGGCAGCGGGAUUCAAGCCAAGCCUGGCUUCGUGCUCCUCGGUUGUCAGCUUCUACGGCGACAUGGGACGGGUCAGAGAAGCCGAGAGGGUGUUCAAGGAAAUGCUAGCAUCCGGUGUUGAGGCGGACGUUAUCUGCUACAGUGCCUUGCUCAACGCGUAUGCCGAAGCAGGAUUCGCGAGAGAGGCACAGCAGACGCUCGACAGCCUCAAAGCCGCUGGCUUUGUCCCGGACACGAUCGUGUACACGUCGAUGAUGAAGCUCUACAGUAACUUGGGACUUACAGCGGAGGCCGAGAAGAUCUACGAGGAAAUAAGCAGGCUAAGCCCGGACGUUUUCGCGGCCAACACGAUGCUCAACCUCUACAUCAAGUCUGGAAUGUUUACGGAGGCCGAGCAGCUCUUUCGAGCCAUGCAGCGCGGGAAGCCAGGACUUAACGAAGUGGCUUGCACGAUGAUGCUCAAGCUCUAUAGGGAGGCCGGGAAGAUCGAGCAAGGACUGGACGUCGCCAGGGUCAUGUCGAGGCGCUUCCUCAUCACGGACGCUCGGGCUUUCAAUGGCGUCAUAGCCAUGUACGUGAAGGCCGGGCUGAUGAGAGAAGCACUGGAGGCUCUCAAGGAGAUGAGGCGAGCCGGGCUGGUCCCGAGCAGGAGCACCUUUAGCUGCUUCGAGGAGAUUUUGGAGAGAGCUGGAAUGGUUCCUGGAGAGUUCAUCCAGAGGCUCGAGCAAAGCAGCACGAGCCUGGAGACGAUGGUGGUGCUAACUUUGCUCUACGCACAAGCCGGGAUGAGCGACGAGGCCGCCGAGAUCGCGUUCGCCAUCCAGAGGGCCGAGAGAGACGAGGGACUCUCGCUCGGCGUGGACGCUUACAACGCGCUGAUUUACUCGUUUGGAAAGGCUGGGAAGCUGGACGUGGCGCUCCAAGUUUACUCGCGGAUGAAGGCUAGGGGUGUGGAGCUCAACGAAGCGAGCUAUGGGAGCGUGAUCGCUGCCUACGGGAAAGUCGGGCUUUUGGAAGGCGUUGGGAGGAUGUUUAGGAGGCUCAAGGAGUGUGGCUUCCAGCCGAGCCCCGCAACUUAUAGGACAGUUUUGGAGGUUUAUAGAGAAGCUGGACGGAUGGAUCUGGCAAGUAUGGUGGCGCAGGAGUUUCACUUCUCAGAGUAUGUGAGGCAAGGAAUGCACCAAGGAGACACGUUUGAACAGGAAUUAUAAACAUAGAUAGACAGAUCAUACCAUGAAACAUUUAGAAUAUAUAAAUAUUUUCAAAUUUUUGAAGUAAUUUAGAUGCUUGUUCCGUAAUUUUUUUUAAUAAGAAUUUGACAUUCAAACA
This is a messenger RNA of Selaginella moellendorffii, 2939 nucleotides long. Its product is annotated as pentatricopeptide repeat-containing protein At3g23020. The coding region runs from base 2 to 2821 and encodes 939 amino acids. The transcript has a single exon. NCBI's taxonomy places the organism in Eukaryota, Viridiplantae, Streptophyta, Lycopodiopsida, Selaginellales, Selaginellaceae. Gene Ontology annotation, molecular function: protein binding. The record is from RefSeq and is a predicted model, not a curated record.